GGGACCGGAAGUGUGCCUUUCUCUCACACGUUUAGGACUGAAGGCCAGAAGUUGAUCUAGAGAUAUCGGUUCCGAACGGAUUUAAGGGCGAUAGCCGACCUGGAAUGGCCUUGUUGUCUCUGAAAGAAUUCUUAGGUGGACGGUAGGUGUCCGGAGUCGGUUAAGAAGCUGGCAGUGAGGUGCGGAGUUCGGAUCCCGGAGGUUUCUCCACGUCGGGUGGCUCGGUCUCUUUCGAAGAACAUGGCGGACUCGAAGCUGCUGGUGCCCGAGCUAAGCGAGGCCGAGCCCUUGGGCCCGGAGACGGUGCGGUUCGAGGAGCUACUGUUGCAGGCUUCCAAGGAGCUCCAGCAAGCUCAGUCGAGCAGACCAGAGUCAACACCGAUCCAACCACAGCCAGGUUUCUGCAUAAAGACCAACUCUUCGGAUGGGAAGGUGUUCAUCAACAUCUGCCACUCGCCCUCCAUCCCUCCCCCGGCCGAUGUGACGGAGGAUGAGCUGCUGCGCAUGCUGGAGGAGGACCAGUCGGGCUUCCGCAUCCCGAUGAGCCUGGGGGAGCCUCAUGCUGAACUGGAUGCAAAAGGCCAGGGCUGCACUGCUUAUGACGUGGCUGUGAACAGCGACUUCUACUGGAGGAUACAGAACAGCGAUUUCUUGCGGGAACUGGUGAUCACCAUUUCCAGGGAAGGCUUGGAGGACAAAUAUAACUUGCAACUAAAUCCGGAAUGGCGCAUAUUGAAGAACCGGCCUUUCCUGGGCUCGAUUCCCCAGCAGAACAUCCGUUCUCAGCAGCGUCCUCGAAUCCAGGAGCUAGAGAGUCCACCCACGCCAGGCCACCGGGCUGCUGAGACCAGGCCGGAGAGGCCUCAGCUGAGCCUUUGGCUGGAGAGCCCUGACCUCCUCUUGGCUGAAAUUGACCUCCCCAAGCUGGACGGGGCCAUGGGGCUGUCGCUGGAGCUUGGAGAGAACCGCCUGGUGAUGGGGGGCCCCCAGCACCUGUACCACCUGGAUGCCGGCAUCCCCCUUCGGAUCAUCGCAGACAAGAGCAAGGCUGCCUUCCACCGGAAGAGGAAGCAGUUGCUGGUGGCGAUGCCCCUCUGGUCGGUGGCGUCUUGACCUCGAGAUCUCCCCAUGCGGGUGCGAGCGGAGCAGGCGAGGCUGGACGCCCCUCCAAAAAGAAUAGGAAUAAAAGAUGGUUGCGCUUGGG
Echinops telfairi (small Madagascar hedgehog) is the source of this 1204-nucleotide messenger RNA. RefSeq names its product PIH1 domain containing 1 (gene PIH1D1). The record is from RefSeq and is a predicted model, not a curated record. The transcript has 9 exons. Gene Ontology annotation, cellular component: ribonucleoprotein complex; R2TP complex; cytoplasm. Lineage: Eukaryota; Metazoa; Chordata; Mammalia; Afrosoricida; Tenrecidae. Gene Ontology annotation, biological process: rRNA processing; box C/D snoRNP assembly. Bases 241 to 1113 code for a protein of 290 amino acids.